CUCCCUCUCUCUCAUACCAUUUUCCAUUUUACCAAUACUCUCUCUCUUACUCGUAAAAGCGCCACCACCACCACCCACGACAACAACAUAUCCUACAAUGCUACUACUACACUUGCUCUCUCCUCUCUAGGGGAAAGUAAAUCAGCCAAUCCCUUCAAUUUUUUGCAGAAAACAAAGCCAUAAAAAAAGCUAUAUAUCCAACCAAAUUAACCUCACAAGUUUUCUAGGAUUGAUCAAAUUAACAACAGCCAGAAAAGGGAGAUUUCAAGAUCCUCCCUCUCUCACUAGAAGAUCAGGUAAGUGGAGUCAUCAUGGACCCAAUCACUCAAGAAAUGCUGUCAUCAAGCACCGAGAUGAACACUUUCAGCACCACCUCUCCGCCGUCGUCGUCGUCGUCCGCCGCCACCACGAUGGGGUCCUCUUCCUCGGCGUCGUCCCCCACCACUCUCAGCCGAUACGAGAACCAGAAGCGGCGCGACUGGAACACCUUCGGGCAGUACCUCCGCAACCACCGGCCGCCGCUCUCCCUGGCCCGCUGCAGCGGCGCCCACGUCCUCGAAUUUCUCCGGUAUCUGGACCAGUUCGGGAAAACCAAGGUCCACACCCAGCUCUGCCCCUUCUUCGGCCACCCCAACCCCCCCGCCCCCUGCCCGUGCCCCCUCCGCCAGGCCUGGGGCAGCCUCGACGCCCUCAUCGGCCGCCUCCGGGCAGCCUAUGAGGAAAACGGAGGCAAGCCUGAGGCCAACCCCUUCGGCGCACGGGCUGUCCGCCUUUACCUCCGCGAGGUCCGCGAUUCGCAGUCCAAAGCCAGGGGGAUCAGCUACGAGAAGAAGAAGCGGAAGCGCCCUCCGCCGCAGCCCGCCUCAUUGCCGCCGCCGGAGAGAGGAACCUGAUUCCCAUAUUGCAUGGAAUGUCGAUCAUCUCUUGCUGUUUUUAUAGUCUAUCUCUACUAGCACUAAAUUAAGUCAUUUCAUGAAUCAUGCAUCAUCUAUUAAGCCAAGGUACCCUAACUUUUUCCCUAUCCUUAAUUCUUACAAGAUUGUUGUCUUAUGCUAUUUUUAGUAUAAAUGUUCGUUAGAUUU
Salvia miltiorrhiza (redroot sage) is the source of this 1082-nucleotide messenger RNA. Its product is annotated as protein LIGHT-DEPENDENT SHORT HYPOCOTYLS 4-like. The record is from RefSeq and is a predicted model, not a curated record. Gene Ontology annotation, biological process: response to light stimulus; mRNA transcription. The coding region runs from base 312 to 893 and encodes 193 amino acids. The transcript has 2 exons. NCBI's taxonomy places the organism in Eukaryota, Viridiplantae, Streptophyta, Magnoliopsida, Lamiales, Lamiaceae. Gene Ontology annotation, cellular component: nucleus.